AAAUUAAAAUUAAAUUUUUUUUUGAUAAAAAUCAGGAAGGUUUUGAAGAUGCUAAUUAAUAAGAUAAAAAUCGACAAGAAUAAUAUUUUAUCGAUUGAUUCUGGAACUAAUUCCGGAGAAGAUGCAAAUCCUAAAUUUUCGUUCGCAAAUAAUUUUCGACUAAUAAAAUCCACGUCGCUUUCAAUAUUAUUCGCUUUGAUAUUUCUAGCAUUCCUGUCUCAAAUUGGUAGUGGUCAGGCCGCUCUAAUAAUCACUCCCAAUAUAACCCAAAUCAGAAAACAAGGCGACAAUUUUUACCUGGAAUGCACUGUAACAGGGGGAGACGGCGUGGGAUUUUAUUGGACCUACCCGAAUGGAACUAUCAUACCUUAUCAAGGAACGAGGUUUAUCAGUCAAUCGGAUCAAUGUUUAGGACACAACUGUUCCAUUUUGUUAUUUAACGAUAUCAGGAAAGAAGAUGAAGGAAUAUACACCUGCGUGGCGAAUGUGAAGCAAUACGUGGAAAAGAAAGGAAUUCUCCUUAGGAUAUACGAACCCAUAAAGUUUACGCAUGCUCCUAAAAUUCAAAAUUAUACCCUUGGGCAAAAUGCUUUAAUUCACUGUGUGGCUACUAGUAUGACCAACUUAAGCGUCGAUUGGAAGAAAAAUGCGAAGAUUAUUACCAAAAGUGGAAAAUAUCAACCAACGAAGGAUGGACUCUGGGUAAAUAAUUUUGAUAAGCAAGACAACGGAACUUUUACAUGCAGAGCUAAAGAAUAUGGAUUAUUUUAUGCCACUGCUUCCAUUGAUAUCGAUGUCAACGUUUGGUACCCCACGGCUAUAAUCGAUAAACCGGAUCCUAACAUACGAGCCCUAAUAGGUGAACAGGUAAAUUUAACGUGUCGAACAGAGGGAAAUCCCAUUUCCACGAUUUCAUGGUACAAUAACAAUUUUCUAGUUAGAAAUGUUACAAAUGACAUAACCGUACUUAAUGACCGCAAUGGAACCAGCGUCUUAUUGAUUAAUCUGAGAAAAGUAAAUGAUUUUGGUCGUUAUAUAUGCAGAGCUUAUAAUUCUAUCAAGGGGCCAGUAGAAUUUGUCUAUGACGUCAAAGAAGCUGACAUACCUAACGAAGUUCAAGAGAUAGAAAUUAUAGCAGUUAAAGCCAAUUCUGUGGAAAUACGUAUAAUGCCCCCCGCUUAUGAUGGAGGGUCAGAAGUUUUAUAUUACAUGCUUCAAUAUAAAUCUCAAGAACUUGGGUGGGAUAAUAGUUCUAUUCUCAAAAUUCCGGCAGAUUCACUUAGAUAUACAAUCACGGGUUUAAAGCCUACCACUAAAUAUGACAUGGAAAUAGUGCCAGUUAAUGCGAAAGGUAAAGGGAUGCCUUUUGUUGCAAACUUCUCUACGAAUGACGAUACCUCUCCAAGUUCCGCUAUAAAUUUAAUGACGCGUUUCAGCUCUAUUCAACUUUUGUUUUACAUCCUUUUACCUUUACUAUUUAAAAUAAUUUUUCAUUGAUUCAUCUUGACAUAACGUACUCCCCUCUUUUGUUGAAACAAUAGCAUUAAAUUUAUCAAAUCAAUCCAGAGUAAAACAUUAUUAUUAAAAAUAUAUAAAAUGGCGGCGAAUAUCUAAUUAUUUUCGAUGACAUUUGUAAAUAUAUUAUAUUUUUUUAAAAAAUGAUUACAUUUUUAUUUUACUUCUUAAAUUAUUGAAAAUUUUGAUUUCGAACCUAUAAUAUACAACAAUUAAUCUAUUCAAACAACAAAAAAACCAAAUGUCUGCACCCUAACCGCGGAAAAAAUUUCUAUCAUUCAUUCAAUCACUUUUCAUUUUUUAAAAAAAUAAGAAUAUUAAUUCACUAUAAUAUUAUAUAAAAUUUAAUGAAUUUAUUUCUCGCAUAAUAAUGGGCUAAUUUAAUAUUAUUAUACUUUUCCACUCCCUACAAACAAAUCUUUCUUUAAAUGCAAAACGGCGAUUCGCGCCGCAUUAUUAAUUAGAAUUAUUUUUAGAGCGACCCACUUUAAUCAUAUUUAUCUACAAUCCAAAUUUUUUUCUGCUAUAAUUAUUCUAUGAUUAUUUUAUUUUUUAUCAUGAUAAAGAAAUGGGAAUUUUUUAAGUUACAUAAUAUUAUUAUCUUAAAGAGUAA
Gordionus sp. m RMFG-2023 is the source of this 2128-nucleotide messenger RNA. Its product is annotated as neural cell adhesion molecule 1-like. Gene Ontology annotation, molecular function: protein binding. The record is from RefSeq and is a predicted model, not a curated record. The transcript is spliced from 9 exons. Bases 49 to 1497 code for a protein of 482 amino acids. Lineage: Eukaryota; Metazoa; Nematomorpha; Gordioida; Chordodea; Parachordodidae.